Lytechinus pictus (painted urchin) is the source of this 3459-nucleotide messenger RNA. RefSeq names its product phosphatidylinositol N-acetylglucosaminyltransferase subunit C-like. Lineage: Eukaryota; Metazoa; Echinodermata; Echinoidea; Temnopleuroida; Toxopneustidae. Gene Ontology annotation, biological process: GPI anchor biosynthetic process. The coding region runs from base 93 to 941 and encodes 282 amino acids. Gene Ontology annotation, cellular component: membrane; glycosylphosphatidylinositol-N-acetylglucosaminyltransferase (GPI-GnT) complex. The record is from RefSeq and is a predicted model, not a curated record. The transcript has 9 exons.
GGAGACCAUAGCAUAUGGACGGGAGGCCGAGUAUGCCGACCGAAAGAGCUGGACUAUUUUUCACGUUGUAAAUCACUGUCUGCGGCAUCACCAUGGUUACCAGGAAGUGGGCCAAGAUCUUGUACAAGGAGCAAGGAGUCCCGGACAACUAUGUAGACGAUUCCUUCCUAGAUGAACUGAAAAAGAAUUUACAUACAAGAACAUAUGAAUAUUGGAAUGUUGUUCAUGAAACUGGAGUGGUCACACAACAGCUAAGCAGCGUGUGCUUGUUUGUCGUGGCCCAUAUCUUCAUGCUGAAGGAGCGGUUGUCCCCAUCCUUCCUGCUGUGUGUUGGCGGAUUACUCACUGUGUGUGGAUAUCCAGUGUUUAGGUGGCUAGAGAGGCCAGAUGAUAAUGCCAAAGUUCAAAGGUCUGUUUUAGAUGACCUACGGUCCAGCUGUAUUUUUCUCACAUUCUCGUUUGGGAUGUCACCGAUACUUAAGACCUUGACCGAUUCAAUCAGUACAGAUACCAUCCAUGCUAUGACGGUGUUCAUGCUACUGGGUAACCUAAUCUUCUAUGACUAUGGCACAACUAAAGUUGUUGCCUCUCAGCAUCUGUCGCUGAAUGCAUCGAUCUUCGCUGCAGUGUGUCUUGCAUCAAGACUACCAACUACUCUCCAUGCUUUUGCCACGGUGAUUCUUGCCAUGCAGCUCUUUGCCCUCUGGCCCACACUCAGGAAACGAUUAAAGAAAGAGGUUCCCAAGACCCAGCCCAUCAUGACAUGGGUUAGUGCCGGCAUUGCCUUCAUCGCUUUGUACUCCGUGAGAGUUGUCCCUGCCAUAGCAUUUGGGUUAGCUCACCUGUUUGUAACCUACCUGUGCCCCUUGUGGCUCAUUAAAUUACAACCAUAUAAAAAUAACAUCCAUGGUCCUUGGGAUGAGGCCAUUAUACAUCACUAGUAGGAGAACGUCUGAAGUAACCACAUCAAGUCUUUCAUCAACUACGGGAUACAACUAGGGAGUUUCUUUUUUAAUGGGUUAACUCCACAAGAGGAAAAUCUGAUGCAGCUACCUCAAGCCAGUCAGUAGUAGGAUUUCCCUUUCGACAACUACCGAGUGCCAUAUUGAAGGUAUUUACGUUAUAAGAAGCAGAUCUCGUGCAACUGCGUCAAGUCUUUCAUCAAGUAUGAAUUUCCCUUACAAGUAGGGAGUUCUGAAAUGAUGGCAUUAAUACCACUAGGAGUAGAUCUGAUGGAACUGCAUCAGGUCUUUUGUAAAGUACGUACUGCCCUUACAAGUAGAGAUUUCCGUAUUGAAGGUAUUAAUAUUACUUGCAGGAGAUCUGAGCUGACUUCAUCUGGGGUCCGUUGCAGAAAGAGUCGCGUUUAAACGCAAGUAAAAAAAUCAAUGGCAAGUCCCAAAUGCGUGCUGUUGAUUGGUUGAAAAUCAAGUUACGCAUGAUUUUUAGAGUUGUGAUUGAUUGCAACUCUUUCUGCAAUGGGGCCAGGUGGGUGUUUCAUAAAGCUGUUCGUAAGAUAAGAACGACUUUAAGAACGACUGGUGAUCCUUUCUUUUGGUAUAAUGGUAUACACCAUAGGCGAUGGUUUAGCGCGUAAGAAAGGAUCACCAGUCGUUCUUAAAGUCGCUCUUACCUUACGAACAGCUUUAUGAAACGGCCCCCAGGUCUUUCAUAGGUAUAGAGUUCUUUUACAAAUAUGAAAGGUGCCUUCUUUCGAGUGCGUAGUUCAUACUGAAAUGGUCUGUCACUCGAAGGCCUUGUAACAUGAAGCUCAGUGAACAAUCUGGGGGCUGAUUUUUGUGAUUGAUCAUACAUGCUUAUCAAGACGAGCAAUGCAAUCAAUUGUAGAAAUGAGCCCAGUAUUCAUUACCCAGCCAUGGAUGUUUUAGGCAACAUAUGCUGAUGUACAUGUACGUAUGGCAAGCUGUAAGAUAUAAUUCAAUUUUACAAAUAUCAAGAAACAGGAAAAGAUGAUAGAAUGGCUUUCCAUAUGUAGAUCAGCAUACACUUGCCUUUUUAAUUUUUUUUAUUGUAUGAAAUGUAGUAGCAGUAUAUAAUUAUUUAUCUGAAGCUGAUUGAGUAUAGUGCAAAUAUAUCUGCUUUGAUGUAAAAUCUCCAAGAUAAUUCGAUAACUCAGUCAUGGUUUCCCAUGAAAUUAUUAUGUCUAUUUUGGACAGCUGCAUCAUGUUCAGCUGUCAACUUGGCCUGCUGGUUCGCGAACAUUGAUGAUUCACUUAGGCACGUCAUCAAUAAUCCCUUAUGCGUCGCUACCCGUGGCGACGAAAUCUCAAGAUCCGGGUCUGAUUCCAGAUGGAGCGACGAGAGCUUACGCAACCCGACGACCCCCCUUUUCCCAUUCAUUUUGGGUGACACCCCUUCCUGUUGCAUCCUUUUAUCUUGCCGACUGCUGAUUGGAGCGUCUCGCUGCGUCACAAAUUAUAAUGACGAAUCGAUAUGACUGCUGACAACAUCCGGGUUGCGGGAAGCAAACGUGAUUGCUAUCUAAACCUAGCACAUGCAUGCCUUUGAAAUAGUUUUAUUUUUCGCUUUAACUGCGAUGAAUUAUAAAAUAAACGAUUUUAUCAUAAUAAAUGUGACAUCAACCAGAAAGCAUUAAAAAAAACCCAAAGUACUUGGAAACCACCUGCAAAUCGUUAAUUUAAAAGACAUUGACGUCUUCUCGAUUCAAACGCAAGUUAUAUUAAUUUUAGAAAUGAGAGCUAAUUCAGCUAAAAGUUAUGGCCAUCGGCUCUUUACACUCUGACGUCGCUUUGCCACGGAGCUUGUAUCUCUAAUCGAUAUUAUUUUACCAUGGUCAUCAUAUUUCUCACCUCGACAUCGCUCCCGUGAUCAUAGAUUAUUUUCUGAUGUACGAGUACUUACCGCCGUCGGCGCUAAUUACUCCCUGACAUCGCUUACCACCCACGGAGCACAUUCUGUAGUCAUUGAUAUUAUUAUUUUUUUUUUCAAUAUGUUUUAUUGAUUUUCAAAGGUUUACAAUCAUCGAAUCAAUAUACAUGUAACAAAAGAAAAAAUAAGCAGCAAAAAUAAAAAUAAAUAACAAUAAUAAGAAUAAUAAAACAUAUAAAACACCAAAACAUAAAUACUGCAGCAUAAGAUACCAAAUAAGCAUUACACACAAUAUAUAUAUAUGUACAAUAAAAAUAUACAGUACAUGUAUAAGAGAAUAAUAAUGCAUUGAAUAGCAUUUUAUAAACUUAGUUUGGACAUACAUGUACAUAAUUCCACUUAAAAAGCAAAACCCAAAGAAAAGACAAUCAUUAAAAAAAGAAGAAGACAUAAAUACUCCCAUAAACGUGAUAAAGUAAAUUUAUAUGAAGAUGGAAAUGUACAAAGAUGACUGUCAACAUACAAAUAAACGUUUCUUUGGGGUAUAAUAUCAUUUUGAAGCUGCAUGAGAUCGUAAACUGUGGUAAAAAGAAAAAUUGACAUAAUUAG